UAUUUCGAAUCCUUUCAAAUAUCUGAAGGAGAGGCUCUUUUUGUUAUCAUGUCACUAUAAAAACGCACCUCCUUCAAGAAUUAGCAACACUUUUCAUCGAUACAUCCUACCCGAGGGUCCUGGUUAAAUCGUGCUAUGAUGGAAAGCUACACUAUUCUCUCGCUUCUUCUCUGCCUCGGUGUGGCAAGCGCCUACUCAAAUUUUGAUGUGCGGCUUGUCGGGACAGGUAGCAACGAGUGGAUGGGACGGGUAGAGGUCUUCUACAACGGAGAAUGGGGGACAGUUUGCGACGAUUACUGGGGUUUGGAAGACGCUAAGGUGGUCUGCAGACAGUUGGGCUACACUGGCGGUGCUUCUGGCUUUACGAUAGGGGCAGAAUUCGGCCAAGGCUCAGAAAAGAUCUUCCUCGACGACGUGAGAUGUGACGGCACUGAGAAUCGAAUCACCAACUGUACUUACCUUUUGAAUACUGUUGGGGGAACCAAUUGUCGCCAUUCCGAGGAUUCAGGAGUGAAAUGCCAAGGUCCUCGAAGUACAGAUGAAGUUGUUCCAGCUGUAGUUGUUCCAGCUGUAGUUGUUCCAGCUGUAGUUGUUCCAGCUGUAGUUGUUCCAGAUGUAGUUGUUCGAGAUGGAGAUGUGCGACUUGCCGGAGCAGGCAGCUCCGCCAAUCAAGGUCGAGUCGAGGUCUAUGACAAUGGACAAUGGGGAACAGUAUGCAACGAUCUUUGGGAUAUUCGGAACGCUCUUGUAGUGUGCAGACAGUUGGGCUUCCGUGGAGCUACUUCGUCACGGGACCAGUUCGGCCAAGGCACAGGCCCUAUUCUUCUGGACAAUGUGGAGUGUGGAGGCGACGAAACUUCAAUCAUGGAAUGUCGGAAAAACCCUAUCAGGAGUCACAAUUGCUAUCAUCAUGAGGAUGCUGGAGUGAUAUGUAGCGAUGCCAUUUUAGUGCGACUUGUCGGACCAGGUAGCUCCGCCAAUCAAGGUCGAGUCGAGGUCUAUGCCAAUGGACGAUGGGGAACAGUAUGCCACGAUCUUUGGGAUAUUCAGAACGCUAAUGUAGUGUGCAGACAGUUGGGCUUCCCUCGAGCUACUGCCGCCACGUCAGGGGCCCGGUUCGGCCAAGGCACAGGCCCUAUUCUUCUGGACAAUGUGGAGUGUGAAGGCGACGAAACUUCAAUCAUGGAAUGUCGGAAGAACGCUAUCGAGAGUCACAAUUGCUAUCAUCGUGAGGAUGCUGGAGUGAUAUGUCAAGAUGACAAAAAACGCCAAUUGGAGGAUGUGGAGUUCUAUCUUAAAAAAGAAGAACAGAUGGCUGCUGCACCAGUAUCCGAUGGCAAAACUGAUGAUGACUUGAAGACGAAAGAUAUCCUCCAGGCUCUAUCUGAUCUCCUGGCCGAACUCAAGGACAAAUAGAUGAUAUAAGGCAGCGGACACACUGAACUUGGGGCGGACUGGGAGCUAAGAUAUUAGAGGCUUUUUCUGCACGUUCGCUUGACCGUUAUUCAUUAACGCUUGGGUGAUGUCACUUCAUAUUAAAAGGUGGUAAUAGUGAUCGUUACAACGGAGUUGAAAAGGACCCUUUUGUGCAUACCUUCAAGAACAUUUCAACCACAAAUAGGGAAAACAUGAUCCCUUCUGCACAAGAGCUGGUACAAAGAUUAGGCUCUAGAUAUAAUCCUUGUGUUUAGAAGCCCCCCUCAGCUUGUUUUCGAGAAAGAAAAGAAAUAUAUGCUUUCACAUGUUUGUGAAAAAUAUCACCCCAUUUCAUCAAAUCAAAUUCCCUUUUUGCAAAUCCGCAAACAUUCCCACCAACUACUCAUUUUACUAUAAAUUUCCGACUAUCAUGUGCCACACACGAUGUCACUAAGAAGUGAUACCACCGCCGAGAGACUCGACACUUUGACAAAAGUUGCAUUCCUGUGCCGUCCCCUACCCCAUAAAUGACGAAUUUGCCUCAAGUUUACUAACCCUAGGUUUCUAACCACUGUGCUAAUUGCUUUAACCAAAACUUAAUUCCUUUGAAGAGAAACCAUCUUCAUUAGGCUUCGAUCAGAAAUGACGCGGCAUAAUCGGGUGGUUUUUCAUCAUGGCGCAAAAUGUAAUAAUCGUCACUUUUCUGUAUCUCAUAACAUUUAGCUCAGUAAAAACGCGCAGCAAUAUUUGUAACUUUUGCUGCGGUUUACUGUGUCAUAUCUGAACGAGAGAGUGUGAAAGAAAAGAUCAACGAUUCAGGAUUCUCAAUCCAUCUGGGGGGGGGGGGGGGGGGGGUCACGUGUCGCAAAACGUGCUAACAAGCUCCCCCGAAUAUCCCCAGUUCUUUCUCUCUCUCUCCCUCUUUCUUUCUCCAUUUUUUUUCAAACGUUCAUCUAAUAUACAAUUGUAUAAACACGGUUUUAUUAUGAUGAUAUUUUGCUAUAAAGAUAAUAUUAUUCGUUACUUUGUUUUUGUAGAGAUUCAUCUCAAACCGACAUGCUUAUAUAACUGAGCAAAGUUUCCUACCCUGUAUUUACGUAUAUACUCUUUCAUUAAAACAUGAUCUAUCUAUU
Molecule: messenger RNA, 2549 nt
Organism: Strongylocentrotus purpuratus (purple sea urchin)
Lineage: Eukaryota; Metazoa; Echinodermata; Echinoidea; Camarodonta; Strongylocentrotidae
Product: deleted in malignant brain tumors 1 protein
Exons: 14
Coding region: 136-1416 (426 amino acids)
Cellular component (GO): membrane
Source: RefSeq, a predicted model, not a curated record